AUGUCCGCUCCCCUUAUUUUCAUCACUGGUGCCACUGGUUUCAUUGGCAGCGCCACUGCGGUUGAAGCUCUGAAGGCAGGAUAUCGACUUCGAAUCGGCGUCCGCAAGAGAUCAGAGAAACUGGAAGAUGUCUUGUCAGGCCACCGCGACCACGUGGAAUUUGUCACUAUUCCUGAUCUGACCCAUGAAGCUGCUUUCAGAGGCAAGCUUGACGGAGUGGACUUUGUCCUGCAUUUAGCAUCACCCCUUGCCCGUGGCACAGAUCAGGAUGCGAUUUUCACCCCUGCAGUUCAGGGAACCCUGGCCCUGCUCAAGGAGGCAGCUACCGUGCCAAGCAUCAAGAAGGUCGUUAUUACUUCGUCUAUUGCGUCAUUGAUUCCUAUCACCGGAAUACCCGAAGGUGGCAUCAUUAAAGAGGAUAACGACUGGAAUCUCACUGUAGACCCAAAGGCCAACUUCGUUGAUCCUAACAAUCCUGAUGCAACACCGAUGACUUUGUACCGAGCAUCCAAAUUGCUUGCAAACAACGCCACCUGGGAGUUUUGGGGAACCGAAAAGCCACAUUUCUCCUUGGUCACUAUUCAUCCAGCAUUUGUCUUUGGUACCAAUUUCAUGCAAAGUUCCGCACAGGAAGUUCAAGCAGGAUCCAAUGGAAUUCUCUGGGGCAGUUUAACUGGAGGUGUUCCGCUUGGCGGGAUUACUGGUGUGCACAUCCAAGAUGUGGCUGAAGCUCAUGUCAAGGCUUUAGACCCGAAGAUUAAGGACGGUUCAAAGUAUCUGCUUUCCGCUCCCGCAACCACUUGGAAAGAAGUGGCGAAGGUCGCUCUCAAAGCCUACCCCCAUAUUGGCAUGAAGAUCACGCAGGACGUUGAGGGUAUUCCUUCCAUGCCCACUGAUACGACUAAGGCAGAGGUCGAGCUCGGGAUUCAAUGGAGAUCUUGGGAUGAGAUAGUGCGCAGUGUGGUUGAUCAGCAGUUGGGCUUCUUGCAAGGCUGA
Aspergillus melleus is the source of this 996-nucleotide messenger RNA. RefSeq lists its product as uncharacterized. Gene Ontology annotation, molecular function: oxidoreductase activity, acting on the CH-OH group of donors, NAD or NADP as acceptor. The transcript is spliced from 2 exons. Lineage: Eukaryota; Fungi; Ascomycota; Eurotiomycetes; Eurotiales; Aspergillaceae. The record is from RefSeq and is a predicted model, not a curated record. The coding region runs from base 1 to 996 and encodes 331 amino acids.